This is a messenger RNA of Schistocerca cancellata (South American locust), 2791 nucleotides long. RefSeq lists its product as uncharacterized. Lineage: Eukaryota; Metazoa; Arthropoda; Insecta; Orthoptera; Acrididae. Bases 69 to 980 code for a protein of 303 amino acids. The record is from RefSeq and is a predicted model, not a curated record. The transcript has 8 exons.
CACUGCAGCCGCCGCCACGGGACGUCUUCCGCUAAGCCAGCCGCCCCACACCGACAGCAACAACGGAGAUGCAGAGCCACGCCCACGGCCGCAGCAGGGCAGAGGCGGGUCGCCGGCUGGUGGCCACGAGCUUCCUGGUGCUGGUGCUGAGCUCGACGGUGCUCGCGCUGCCACACCCACACCAGCACGCACUGCCAGAGGCACGCAGGUUCGCCGAGAAGUCCAACGUGCUCAAGAAGGUCUCUGUCGACAACAACGAACUCGACGACGUCUCCACCAACUCCGUCCAGCCACAGGAGGGGUUCUCGUGGAGUAACAUGCUGAGCAUGUUCAUGCAGAUGCUGUUCAACCCACAGCAGGGGCCCAACAAGUCCGACAGCAUUGACACUGAGCAGGGAGUGGCUCCUUCACCUUGGGCCAACUUGCUGUCUGUUGGACUCAAGAUCCUUACAGCCAUCCUCGGUGGUGGAAACACUGCCGGAGACGGCAUAGACAAGGUUGACAAUGGCAGCCCCAUGCAGGGCAUCCUCGCAGCCGUGCUGACGGCUCUGUUCGGUUCCCGGGACCCCGACCAAGUUGCGACCAUGGCAAAGCAGGCUGGCGAGUUCAUCAGCAUCGUCGUUAACCUGCUGGAUGCCCUCAAGACAUCCUUCAGCCAGCGUUCGAUGGCAGCCCGCUCCAUCGGCAAGAGAGACUCCAUUUCUGAAGCUGCUGUGGCCGGACUCGCUCUGCUCAAGGGCUACGUGAGGACGCUGAAAACGAGUGACUCGAGCUGCAUGCAGAGGAUGGUGUGCGAGGCCAACCAGGAGUGCUCCGCCGACACCCAGGGAGCCAUCUACUGCCAGCUGGGAACGUACGCAACCAGCUUCAUGCUCGAGAGAUCGAGUGAUACGCCUUUCGAUGCCUUCUACGAUGCUGGCAGAAGAGGAAGGAGUGGAGAGGACUGCCGAGCACUGUUCCUCUCCUGUAACGAAGUCUAGAGAGCCACCUCCACCUCCAGCUGUCGCAACCCCGAGCUGAGCCGCGACGUCCCGCACGGACCGAUACACUGACAGUGACUGUGGACUUACCACUUUACCCGACCGACAUACCCUGACAGCCAAAACGUUAUGCGACUACAGAUGGAGACACAGAACUGAUAAAUGUCUAAAACUACAGAUCUGACAAUGACACCACUGCGUAUAAUGCUUUAAUACAUAGAUGAAAUAGCAGACAGUAUUUAAUGAACUUUGACUGUCUGUAACAGGUGUAGCCAGUUUCCUGCUCGGAGGGAUUUCACUUGCCAUAAAACUCAUUUAUUUAGGUUCAUAAAUUGUCACAGUGGGGUACGAUGAGAGUUGUAAAAGCAGCUGUGGGACUGUGAACAGGUGGAUACAAUAUCUGGCAAUAACAGGUGACUUUUCAGGAAAGAAAUACUUUGGCUUUGUGAUACCUAACUACUCAGUGGGACUAAUUGGGCAGCUCGAAACUGGCAAGGCGAUUGACGAUUCGGGCUCUGACCGGAGGAAUAGGUAUCGAGUCCGGCACUCGGCAGAAUUCAUCACUCCGCUCAGUAAAUACACCAGAUUCUUCUACAUAUACGUAUAUACGUAGACAUAAAUUAUGUCAACACUGCACAUAGAUUUCACGUACUAUCCAAUAUAUUAUAGGCAUUGUAUUGUGGUAGCAAUUACGAAUUAAGACACAGGUGAUAUAUAGUCGAUAAGGUGCGUAACAGUCUGAGACCGCGGUCGUACGUGCUGUCGACUUCCUUCGUAGCUCACGGAAUCGUAGUUCUCGUCACUGAAUAUCCGGGUGAGUUUUUGUCUAUGACAUUACCCCGAGACUGACGACAGUGUACAAGGACAGACUGCACGUCUCAGAUGACUUACAUUAAUCUACCGUAGUGGACAUAUAUUUCUGAAUGUUUUCAGUAUUGUAUUUGCCUGAAUGACUGAGUGUUUGUGCUGUUAUUUAUUGAUAACUUAUUAGAUAGCCCAUUAAGCUGAAAUUUAAGAGCAUCAUUCCAUAAUAGCAUCCAUUUGUUCAACUAUAAUUUCAGUUUCCCAAAGACAGCAUUAUUUAUUUAUUUAUAGAUAUAUACUACAAUUAUUUAUUUAUUAUGAAAUACAAUUAUUGCAUAUGAGAAAUCAUUUACAAAAUUUAUCCAAUGUAUACCGUAAUUUCAGACAGAGUUCUGCUCCAAAGACAAAGGGUCCCAGAAUUCAAAAACUUGACUCAUUAACAAGUACCAUAAACUGUAAUGGUCUACAGUUAGAGAGGACCUAAAAAUGAAUGAUUCUGAAUAAUCUAUGCUGGUGUUGCAGUGAAGCAUUUCCCACUACUGACAAUCAUGGAAUAUUCCAUGUAUGAGAGUGUCAGUACUCAGGAAAAAUGCCGCAUCUUCAGGGCAAGGGCAGUGUGUGACAGGGAGCACAUUAAAAGCUAACCACUGCAGUGAGCACACCAGAAGAACUCCAUAAUCACACAUAUGGACAUAAUUUCUGGAGUAACUGACAGGGCAACUGGAAAUUGUUGCAUUACACCACCCAGCUAAACUCAGUUACUUUUACAUGGUUAACAAAUGUGACCUUUUAUAUUCUCUCAAAGUGAGGAACCACCUAAAUGCUACUGCCCUGGUUCCAACUCACCAAUUACCCUUCUGAUUCACUGUUACACAGCAUGAAGCGAAUAAGAUCUGGAGGAGAGGAGGAACAGACUCAGUUUACAUGUGUACCAAGGAAAAAUAAAACUCUGAAUGACUGGUCGUGUAUGUAUGAGACUGAAAAAGCGCAAAUGUAGUCAUGUAGAA